GAACACCCCUGGGCACCCGUAAGCGCUCACGAACGUGUCCUCCCUUCAGAUCACAAAAGUCUAGGGCGCUGGUUCUUGAAAAUCCCUGAGAAACCUUGCAAGAAGCUUUGUGGAAAGUUCAAGAAUUGCAGGGCAGCACUACAGGAAUCCAAGGAUGAAAACGCAGGUACUGUUUCCCUUCCUGCUGUCUUUGUUGUGCGGAGCCAUCUCCCAGCCCAUACGCUACUCCAUUCCGGAGGAGCUGGCCAAGGGCUCCCGGGUGGGAAACCUCGCCAGGGAUCUGGGACUCAACGUCCAGGAGUUGCCAGCCCGAAAACUGCGAGUUAGUGCAGAGGAUUAUUUUAACGUUAGUGUGGAGAGUGGAGAUUUGCUGGUGAACGGCAGGAUAGAUAGAGAGAACAUUUGUGGGAGUAAACCUGAGUGUGCACUGGAAUUUGAAUCAUUCACUGAAAACCCAAUGAACAUCUUCCACGUAAUUGUUGCAAUCCAAGAUAUCAAUGAUAAUGCACCACAUUUCCUUGCAAAAGACAUCGAAUUAGAGAUCUCUGAGUCAGCUUUACCAGGAGUAAAAUUUUCUCUGGAUUCUGCACAGGAUGCAGAUGUAGAAAGUAACUCACUGAAGAAAUAUACCAUCAACCCCAACCCACACUUCUCGCUGUCAACAAAGGAAAGUCCUGAUGGAAGUAAAUACCCAGAACUCCAGUUGGAAACGCCUCUGGACAGGGAGCAUCAGAGCUCCCACCGCUUAACGCUGACCGCCGUUGAUGGCGGGACCCCGCCUCUAAGCAGCACCGCCCAGAUCUGGAUCAAAGUCACGGACGCCAACGACAAUGCACCAGUGUUCAGCCAGGACACAUACAAAGUUAGCCUCCGAGAAAACGCGCCCCUGGGAACCUUCGUGUUGCAAGUGGUGGCCACAGACCAGGAUGACGGCGUCAACUCCGAGAUCACCUAUGCCUUCCUCAAUGCACCCGCAAGCACUACCCCCCAGUUCAGUCUCAACCCAAAUACUGGUGAUAUCACAACCAAUGGCACUUUGGAUUUCGAAAAAAGGAACCAAUAUGUGCUGGGUGUAGAGGCCAAGGAUGGAGGGGUGCACACAGCUCACUGUAAUGUUCAGAUUGAAAUUAUGGAUGAGAAUGACAAUGCCCCAGAGGUGACAUUCAUGUCUUUUUCUAACCAAAUUCCAGAGGACUCAGACCUUGGAACUGUAAUAGCCCUCAUUAAAGUUCAAGACAAGGAUUCUGGACAAAAUGGACUGGUGGCAUGCCAUAUUCAGGAAGAAGUUCCUUUCAGGUUACAGUCCACCUCCAAGAAUUAUUACAAGCUGCUGAUUGACAGGGCCCUAAACCGAGAGGAGGCCUCAGAGUACAACGUCACCAUCACAGCCACCGACCAAGGGAAGCCACCACUUUCCUCUAGGAAACCUGUCACUGUGCACAUCGCUGAUGUGAAUGACAAUGCACCGGUUUUCCAUCAGGCCUCCUACGUGGUGCACGUGCCUGAGAACAACCCGCCUGGAGCCUCCAUCGCUCAAGUGAGCGCCUCUGACCCGGACUUGGGACCCAACGGGCAGGUGGUCUACUCCAUCAUAGGCAGCGACCUGGAGCCCAGGAUGCUGUCGUCCUACGUGUCCGUGAACCCCGACAGCGGGGCGGUGUUCGCGCAGCGCGCCUUCGACCACGAGCAGCUGCGCUCCUUCGAGCUGACGCUGCGGGCGCGGGACCAGGGCUCGCCCGCGCUCAGCGCCAACGUGAGCCUGCGCGUGCUGGUGGGCGACCGCAACGACAACGCCCCGCGGGUGCUGUACCCCGCGCUGGGGCCCGACGGCUCCGCGCUCUUCGACACGGUGCCGCGCGCCGCCGAGCCCGGCUACCUGGUCACCAAGGUGGUGGCGGUGGACGCCGACUCGGGACACAACGCCUGGCUGUCCUACCACGUGCUGCAGGCCAGCGACCCCGGGCUCUUCAGCCUGGGGCUGCGCACGGGCGAGGUCCGCACAGCGCGCGCCUUGGGCGACAAGGACGCGGCCCGCCAGCGCCUCUUGGUCGCGGUGCGCGAUGGUGGACAGCCGGCCCUCUCGGCCACCGCCACGCUGCUGCUCGUCUUCGCCGACAGCCUGCAGGAGGCACUGCCCGACCUCAGUGACCAUCCUGUGUCCCCUGACCCUCAGGAGGAGCUGCAGUUCUACCUGGUGGUGGCCUUGGCCUUGAUCUCAGUGCUCUUCCUCCUGGCUGUGAUUCUGGCCAUUGCCCUGCGCCUGCGACACUCCACUUCCGGUGCCUGGGGCUGCUUGCAGUCUGGUCUCAGCUCAAAGUCUCACCCUGUGGUUCCCUCUAACUACAACGAGGGGACUUUGCCCUACACCUACAAUCUAUGUGUUGCCUCACAUUCUACAACGACAGGGUUUAAUUUUCUCAAUGUGACACCAGAGGUGGCGCCCCCUCAGGACCUCCUGUGUGAUGAUCCUUCUGUGGUCGUCUGUGGCAAUAAUGAAGAUCUCAAAAUCUCUUACGACCCUUCUUUUGCUCCUCAGGUAAGUUUCUCCAAAUCUAAAUUUCACUUAUUGCAUUUGUAUCUGGGGGUAAAGAAAACCGGAGAUUUAAAACGCACAAGAUUUCCGCAGCGCAAAGCAUUGGUUCUGGGAGUUUGGGAGACCUUCAUCCUGGACACCCCAGGAACGCCAGCAUCCCACGGUGAAAGCACAUUAUCUUGGAACCCAAAGAUUGCAGGGCUCCUGGGGCCUUGA
This is a messenger RNA of Jaculus jaculus (lesser Egyptian jerboa), 2749 nucleotides long. Its product is annotated as protocadherin gamma-B1. Bases 155 to 2749 code for a protein of 864 amino acids. Gene Ontology annotation, cellular component: plasma membrane. Gene Ontology annotation, molecular function: calcium ion binding. Lineage: Eukaryota; Metazoa; Chordata; Mammalia; Rodentia; Dipodidae. The record is from RefSeq and is a predicted model, not a curated record. Gene Ontology annotation, biological process: homophilic cell-cell adhesion. The transcript is spliced from 2 exons.